Physella acuta is the source of this 489-nucleotide messenger RNA. RefSeq lists its product as uncharacterized. Gene Ontology annotation, molecular function: structural constituent of ribosome. The record is from RefSeq and is a predicted model, not a curated record. Gene Ontology annotation, biological process: cytoplasmic translational elongation; translation. Gene Ontology annotation, cellular component: ribosome; cytosolic large ribosomal subunit. Lineage: Eukaryota; Metazoa; Mollusca; Gastropoda; Physidae.
AUGUAAUCGAUCACUUACUUGACUCGAUCCUUUCUACUCGACAAUCCUUGUAGAGAGCGUGUCUUACGUUUCGUGUCUAGAAAAGACUUAAAAUUCCGCAGAAUGCGUUACGUAGCCGCUUACCUUCUUGUUACCCUUGGGGGUAAAACAACAGUAUCAGCCACAGACAUAGAAAAGAUCUUGAGCAGUGUGGGUAUUGAAUCAGAAUCUGAUAAAGUCAAUAAAAUUAUCAAUGAGCUCAAAGGCAAAAAUUUGGAAGAAGUGAUUGCUGCAGGCUCCAAAAAAUUGGCUUCAGUUCCAUCUGGUGGUGCUGUUGCAGCUGCUGCUCCAGUUGCUGCAGGUGCUGCUGCUCCGGCUGCUGCUGCUCCAGCUGCAGAGAAAAAGGAAGAAAAGAAGAAAGCUGAGAGUGAGGAAUCAGAUGAUGACAUGGGUUUUGGACUGUUUGACUAACUUUGCUAAUUGUACUUGUAAUAAAAUAACUGUAUCCAG